This is a messenger RNA of Lodderomyces elongisporus, 759 nucleotides long. Its product is annotated as iron-sulfur cluster assembly protein. Lineage: Eukaryota; Fungi; Ascomycota; Pichiomycetes; Serinales; Debaryomycetaceae. Gene Ontology annotation, biological process: iron-sulfur cluster assembly. The record is from RefSeq and is a predicted model, not a curated record. The transcript has a single exon. Bases 1 to 759 code for a protein of 252 amino acids.
AUGAGUGACCCUAUAAAUGCAAAUCCAACGGUGAUCGACGUAAACAACUUACCCACUCGUCUAAAUAAAGGCGGCGCUGCUUCUUCCUAUUUCCAUGAUGAGGAGAAUAGGAAUAAAGAACUUCUUGAAAAGAUGAUAUCAUCCCUUUCAAUAGUGCGUAAUGGCGACUUGAAAUCACAUUCGAGCCCCACAAUGAGUGACUCCAUGUCUUCAGUUACAUCAAAUGCAUCUUCCCUUUCUAUUAGUGGUGAUUCUCCUGCUCGUGAUUUUGACGAGGAUAUGGAUACCGAUCCACAUGCCUCAAGUCAGCCACUAAUUGUAUCAAAAUAUGAAGGAGAAUUAUAUGAAGAAGGUAAAGAAGAUGAAGAUCUUAUAGAUGAGCAAGAAAUUUUUGAUCUCAUAUCGACUAUAUCUGAUCCUGAGCAUCCUCUUACACUAGCUCAGCUUGCGGUAGUAAAUCUCAACGAUAUAACUAUAAACGCUGCACCUACCAAAUCGCAAAUUUCAGAGAUUGUAAUCAAAAUUACACCAACAAUAACACACUGCUCGCUAGCAACAUUGAUUGGAUUGGGUAUUAGGAUUAGGCUAGAAAGGAGUUUGCCUGCUAGAUUUAGGUACAAGAUAUUGAUUAAAGAGGGAACCCAUCAGCUGGAAAGCCAAGUGAAUAAACAGUUGAAUGAUAAAGAAAGGGUUGCAGCUGCGUGUGAGAAUGAACAGUUGUUGAGUGUCAUUUCGCAAAUGUUGAGCACUUGCAAGUAG